This is a messenger RNA of Acanthocheilonema viteae, 1551 nucleotides long. Lineage: Eukaryota; Metazoa; Nematoda; Chromadorea; Rhabditida; Onchocercidae. The record is from the annotation of a GenBank genome assembly.
AUGGCGCAUUUGUUCAGUCGAUGUACAACACGGUCUUUUCUUGGUUUACGGUAUUAUCAAACAUCGCUUCUACCUGACGGUGCAAAGGCUUUCAUCAACGGUCAAUGGACUAAUGCAUUAUUAAGCGCCACGUUUCAAGUAUCAAAUCCGUAUAAUAAUGAAAUCAUAUGCCAAUGCACCAAUUGCGAUGUACUCGAUGCUGAAAAAGCAAGUCAUAUACCAUCUGUGAAAGCGGCACGAGAAGCCUACGGUGCAUGGUCAUUAUCCACAACCGCUAAGGAACGUGGUGGAAUACUAGAAAACUGGCACUACAAAAUGUUGGAAAAGCAGAAUGAGUUGGCCGAAUUGAUUACUCUUGAAGAAGGUAAACCACUAGAAGAAGCACGCAGUGAAAUUGUUUAUUCAGCAUCGUUUUUGAAAUGGUUUGGCGAAGAAGCUCGACGGAUAUAUGGACAGAUCGUUAAGCCUACAUCGACACAUCGAAUGCAUUUGCAUACUCGUGAACCGAUUGGUAUCGUUGGAAUUAUUACACCUUGGAACUUCCCGUCGGCAAUGAUAACUCGAAAAGCAGCAGCAGCGUUAGCGAUUGGUUGCACGGUGGUUGUGAAGCCUGCCGAAGACACACCACUUUCAGCGCUAGCUCUUGCACAGACAGCUAAGGAAGCUGGUCUUCCAGACGGUGUCUUCAAUGUUAUCCCAGCCGAUUUAAAAAAUACGAUGCGAAUAUCAAAAUUCUUAUGUGAAUCGACCGACAUCGAUGCAAUUUCAUUUACGGGAAGCACUGAAGUAGGAAAACUUUUGCUUUCACAGUCGGCUACCACGGUGAAACGAGUGUGUCUGGAAUUAGGUGGUAACGCACCGUUUAUCGUAUUCCCUUCUGCUCAUCUCUCAACAGCAGUUCAGGGAACGAUGACGUCAAAAUUUCGAGGUUCAGGGCAGACUUGUAUAUCUCCAAAUCGUUUUUAUGUACAUUCUUCGAUUUAUAAUUCAUAUGUUGAAAAAAUUAAGCAUGCGAUGGCGAAAUUGGUUACUGGAGAUGGUAUGCAACCGAAUGUUACUCAAGGACCUCUCAUAAAUGAAAAGGCUAUACAAAAAGUCGAAAAACUCUUAUCGAAUGCCAUUCAAAAAGGAGCACGUGUAUUGCUGGGUGGGAAGCGUAUUCCUCGAAGCACCUGUUUCAAACCAACGUUGCUGACCAACGUAACCAGUGAUAUGGAUAUUGCCCGUACCGAAAUAUUUGGUCCUGUUCUUGCUAUCCAAAAGUUCGAAACGGAAGACGAGGUUUUGGCACUCGCAAACGGCUGCAGAACUGGCUUAGCUGGUUACAUCUUAUAAAAUAAACUUGAAGGUUAUAUAUUCACGACGGACUAUGCUCAGAUAUUGCGUGUUAGUCGCAAUUUAGAGGUUGGAAUUAUCGGUGUCAAUGAAGGACUAGUAUCGUGCGCGGAAGCAGCUUUCGGUGGAAUGAAGGAAAGCGGUUUGGGUCGUGAAGGCGGCUCACAAGGUAUAGAUGAAUUCUCGCAAUGGAAAUAUGUCUGCAUCGGAUUUUAG